UGCUUGCUAUUUAUUAUUUUGAUCCUAUAUAUCCAAUUGUAUCCAAUUUAAGUGCUUCACCUGCUUUAAACCGAAGUACUUACUUUUUAAACCGAAGUAUGCCUUCAUAUGAAUUGGCGUUAGUGCUGCGGCAAAUGCCACGGCCAGAACUUAUUUCCGCUAUUAGACGCACUGCUGAAUGCAUAUUAGAUAGUGGCGGCAUUAUUCGUAAGUUGGAGAACCUGGGUACGAGAGCAUUGCCCCAUAAAGUGAGCGAACACGGCGUGGUUCAUCGCGAAGGCACACAUUUUAACAUUGCCUUCGACACAUCGCCCACGAAGAUAGCCGAUCUCAAAGAGGAGUUUGGGCGUGAUAUUGACAUUAUACGCAGACAUGUGUUUAAAAUUGAAGAACCAGAAAAGUUCAAGUGCACACUACACCAGGAAAUGCUUCCGCCGGCAUACCGAAAGGAUGUACAGGAGAUGAUUGAAAUUGCAAAGAGGAAGCAAAAGCCAAAGUACAACUACAAUUCCGGACUGGAUUAUUAUCCAUUCCAGAAAUAGAGCAUUAUCGAAUAAACGCAGAAAUUUAUUAA
Messenger RNA from Scaptodrosophila lebanonensis, 574 nucleotides. It is a transcript of the gene mRpS6, whose product is annotated as probable 28S ribosomal protein S6, mitochondrial. The transcript is spliced from 2 exons. NCBI's taxonomy places the organism in Eukaryota, Metazoa, Arthropoda, Insecta, Diptera, Drosophilidae. Bases 99 to 542 code for a protein of 147 amino acids. Gene Ontology annotation, biological process: translation. Gene Ontology annotation, molecular function: structural constituent of ribosome; small ribosomal subunit rRNA binding. The record is from RefSeq and is a predicted model, not a curated record. Gene Ontology annotation, cellular component: mitochondrial small ribosomal subunit; ribosome.